Vitrella brassicaformis is the source of this 458-nucleotide messenger RNA. The record is from the annotation of a GenBank genome assembly. NCBI's taxonomy places the organism in Eukaryota, Vitrellaceae.
CGGAAUGAAGCUUGAUGCGUCCAAGCUGCCUGCCUUGCUGCAGCAGCACAUUCCAAAAUGGAAGGUGCUGAGCGAGCCGACGCGGCUGCAGCGAUCGUACGCAUUCAAAGACUUCAACGAGGUGAGCCGACCGCAGCAGCAUGCACAGCGAGCGGGACUUCCAUUUGCAAGAGAUCUGAGACUCAUCCGGCAUUCAUGACAUGAAUCACAUGUGUGUGCGUCGGUUCUCUGCUCGUGUGAUGUCUGACUGCCGGUGCGGUGCAGGCGUGGGGCUUCAUGUCGCGUGUGGCGCUUCACGCUGAGAAGGCCGACCACCACCCCAACUGGUACAACGUAUACAACCGCGUGGAUGUGGAACUGUCGACGCACGAUGCGGGCGGCGUCACACAGAAGGACAUCGACCUCGCCACCAAGAUGGAGAAAAUCGCACAUGACAUGGGGCAGGACAAGUGAAUGAC